AUGAAUCGCUUCUCCACUAUGCGCUGCGUGUUCGCGGCUGUGGCCACGCUGCUGCUGCUGUUGCUCACACUCUGCGUGGUAAGCGUCGAGGCCAGCUACUGGUCUAAUGAAGUGAACCGCGUGCGCACCUACACAGCGUUCAACUACAUGGCGCGCAUGGCAAAGCAGCCGAACGUGUCUGCACUGCCGUCUGGGGUCCUGUUUACUAUCGAGCGUCGAGGUUUUGGCGACCGUGCCCCGGCGCCGGAGGACAAAUGCGAGAUGCACUACACAAUCCACCAGCGCUUCCCCGACAUUGUGGAGAGCACACGCCACAACCCCUACCCGGUGUGCCGCUCGCCGUCGCAGCUGAUCCCUGGCAUGGCCGAGGCGAUGCAGCUGAUGCGCGAAGGCGAUCGGUGGCACCUCUACGUGCCCUAUCAGCUCGCCUACGGCGUGGAGGGCUGCAAGGAGAAAAAAGUGGCGCCCAUGUCUAGCGUGCGUGUGGAGAUAGAACUGUACAAGUGCAAGUCGCCCAGUGGUAAGACGAGCACUGAAAUCGACGCGUACCUCGCCCAGUUCGUCAAAUCACCGAUGCCGGUCAAGACAGAGCCUCUCGAUUACGCUGAUUUGUAA
Leishmania braziliensis MHOM/BR/75/M2904 is the source of this 615-nucleotide messenger RNA. RefSeq names its product putative peptidyl-prolyl cis-trans isomerase,macrophage infectivity potentiator precursor. The transcript has a single exon. The record is from RefSeq and is a predicted model, not a curated record. The coding region runs from base 1 to 615 and encodes 204 amino acids. Gene Ontology annotation, molecular function: peptidyl-prolyl cis-trans isomerase activity. NCBI's taxonomy places the organism in Eukaryota, Euglenozoa, Kinetoplastea, Trypanosomatida, Trypanosomatidae.